Molecule: messenger RNA, 774 nt
Organism: Acanthosepion pharaonis
Lineage: Eukaryota; Metazoa; Mollusca; Cephalopoda; Sepiida; Sepiidae
Source: the annotation of a GenBank genome assembly
AUGGCGAACAUUGAAUACAUACAACUGCGGCUCUCAGUUUUUUCCUUUUGUUUUGAUAUUUGUUUUAUAUUUUUUGUUUUGUUUGCUUUGUUGUUUACUUUUUCUUUUUUGUUUUCUUUUUGUUUUCUUUUUUGUUUUCUUUGUUUUUUCUUUUUCUUUUUUUUUCUCUUUUUUGUCUUGUUUUUUGUUUUUCUUUUUUGUUUUCUUUUUUGUUGUUUUCUUUUUUCUUUUGUGGUUGUUUUUUCUUUGUUGUCUUUUGUUUUUCUUUUUUGUUUGUUUUUCUUUUUUUGUUGUUUUUUGUUUGUUUUUCUUUGUUUUUGUUUAUUUUUUUUGUUUGUUUUUGUUUUUGUUUUUUUUCUUUUGUUGUUUUUUGUUUUUCUUUUGUUUUUCUUUUGUUGUUUUUUGUUUUUCUUUUGUUUUUUGUUUGUUUUUGUUUGUUUUUCUUUUGUUGUUUGUUUUUCUUUUGAUUUUUUGUUGUUUGUUUUUUCUUUGUUUUUUUUUUUGUUUUUUCUUUUUUUUGCUGUUUUUUGUUUUUUCUUUGGUUUUUUUUUUUGCUGUGUUUUGUUUGUGUUUCUUUUAUUUCUUUUGUAUUCUUUGGGGGUUUUGUUUUUGUUCUUUUUGGUUUUUGUUUUUUGUAUCGACUGCACGGUUGUGAAUAAACACUGGGGAAGGUUCAAUGAAGUCACUAACUGUGAAAUAACUCCGCGUCUCGCUCUGUCUUACUCUCGUGUCUCUGACUAUCGACUUUCUCCUACUGCCAAUCUCUUCCUAUGA